This is a messenger RNA of Acanthoscelides obtectus, 423 nucleotides long. The record is from the annotation of a GenBank genome assembly. NCBI's taxonomy places the organism in Eukaryota, Metazoa, Arthropoda, Insecta, Coleoptera, Chrysomelidae.
AUGUUCUCACUGUUCCCACUUGUUCCCAAAACUAACGCAAAAGCAGCAGUUAAAACAGGAGGUAGGCAGCUUGCAGCUAUUUUAAACAGUUCACAACGAAUUGAGAUUCAGAAGGAUAAAAAGAAAACAAAGAAAAAAAACAAAUGUCCAAUUCAGAAAAAAACUGUGGUUAAACAGAAAAGAACAUUAGAAGAUUCAGAUUCGGAGAGCGAAAGUCCAGUAUUGCAGGAAAGUGAUACAUCAGCAGAUGAAUGCGACGAAAGCGAAUGCGUAGGAUGUGGGGAAAAUUAUUUUAAAACCACUAAGAAUGACGAAUGGCUCAAAUGUGUGAACUGUAGUCGUUGGUUUCAUAAUGGAUGCUCAAAAUUCGAGAAUAUUUGCGCUAUAUGCGGAAAAUUUAACAAGAGAAGUCGAAAAAAUUAA